Molecule: messenger RNA, 831 nt
Organism: Gastrolobium bilobum
Lineage: Eukaryota; Viridiplantae; Streptophyta; Magnoliopsida; Fabales; Fabaceae
Exons: 4
Coding region: 43-573 (176 amino acids)
Molecular function (GO): acid phosphatase activity
Source: RefSeq, a predicted model, not a curated record
AAGAAAAAUUAAGGACCAUCAAUCCAUCAUCCAAUUCGAGAGAUGGGGGACGUGGAGAGGGUGAAGGCGGAGGCAGUGCAAAUGAUGGGAGCAUUUCAAGUGCUACCAAGGUUAUGCGUUUUCGAUCUCGAUUACACUCUUUGGCCUUUCUAUUGUGAGUGCCGCUCCAAGCGGGACACACCUUCAUUGUAUCCUCAUGUCAAAGGCAUCUUGUAUGCACUCAAGGAUGAGGGGGUUGAUGUUGCCAUUGCUUCUAAAUCACCAACUCCUGAUAUAGCAACCACUUUUCUUGACAAAUUGAGCAUCAGGUCAAUGUUUGUUGCCCAGGAAAUAUUUUACAGUUGGACACACAAAACAGAUCAUUUUCAGAGAAUUCAUUCAAGGACUGGAGUCCCCUUUAACUCUAUGCUGUUUUUUGAUGAUGAUGAUAAUAACAUCCAAGUGGUCUCAAAAAUGGGAGUAACAAGCAUUUUGGUUAGAAAUGGGAUAAAUCUUGGAGCAUUUAGAGAAGGCCUUACAAGAUUUUCCCAAAACUGGGAUGCGCCAAAGGACAAGCAGAAACGGCGUACGUAAUACUCUCUGAAGGCAGAUACUUCCAACGAUGGUGCACGGAAUAGAAUAUCCAAAUGAAUAUCUCUAUGUGCAUUUAUUCAGAACUACAUCAUUUGACGAUUUCAACUAUGUUUGUGCCUAUUACUCUCCAUUCUCAAGAAAAAAGAAAGCAUAUAUUGGAGCAUUUUUAAUACAAAUGUUAGAUGUAUACAUGGAUGAAUGAAAAUCUCAAAAUGCUAAAAAAGCAAGUAGAAAUAGCUCACGAAGUACUGUGAGAAG